Messenger RNA from Musa acuminata AAA Group (dessert banana), 1377 nucleotides. Its product is annotated as glutamine synthetase nodule isozyme. Bases 86 to 1156 code for a protein of 356 amino acids. Gene Ontology annotation, molecular function: glutamine synthetase activity. The transcript is spliced from 13 exons. The record is from RefSeq and is a predicted model, not a curated record. Gene Ontology annotation, cellular component: cytoplasm. Lineage: Eukaryota; Viridiplantae; Streptophyta; Magnoliopsida; Zingiberales; Musaceae.
UUGCCAUCCUCCCUUCUUCCCAUCGCUCUUCUCCGUCUGUGUCGGUUGUGCCUCAGAUCGGGGAAGUGAGAGUUCUGCCUCAGCCAUGGCUUCGCUUACCGAUCUCGUCAACCUUAACCUCUCCGAGACGACCGAAAAGAUCAUCGCCGAGUACAUAUGGAUUGGAGGAUCGGGUUUGGAUAUAAGAAGCAAGGCUAGGACUCUCCCAGGUCCUGUCAGCGAUCCUUCGAAGCUACCCACCUGGAACUAUGAUGGUUCAAGCACAGGUCAAGCUCCGGGUGACGACAGUGAAGUGAUCGUGUAUCCUCAAGCCAUUUUUAAGGAUCCAUUCAGGAGGGGAAAUAACAUUCUUGUUAUGUGUGACUGUUAUACCCCAGCCGGAGAGCCAAUCCCCACUAACAAAAGGCACAAUGCUGCUAAGAUUUUUAGCCAUCCUGAUGUUGUUGCUGAAGUGCCAUGGUAUGGAAUUGAGCAGGAGUACACCCUCUUGCAAAAGGAUGUCAAAUGGCCUCUUGGGUGGCCUGUUGGUGGUUUUCCUGGUCCUCAGGGCCCAUAUUACUGUUCUGCUGGUGCAGAUAAAGCCUUUGGCCGUGACAUAGUUGAUGCUCACUACAAAGCCUGUCUUUAUGCUGGCAUCAAUAUCAGUGGUAUCAAUGGGGAAGUCAUGCCAGGACAGUGGGAGUUUCAAGUUGGACCUGCUGUUGGUAUUUCAGCUGGUGAUGAACUAUGGGUUGCACGUUACAUUCUUGAGAGAAUCACUGAGAUAGCAGGAGUAGUACUCUCUUUUGACCCAAAGCCGAUCCAGGGAGACUGGAAUGGUGCUGGUGCCCACACAAAUUACAGUACCAAAUCCAUGAGAAACGACGGAGGAUAUGAAGUCAUUAAGAGUGCCAUUGAAAAGCUUGGCAAGAGGCACAAGGAGCACAUUGCCGCAUAUGGAGAAGGAAAUGAGCGCCGCCUUACUGGUCGACAUGAGACUGCUGAUAUUAACACCUUCCUAUGGGGAGUCGCUAAUCGUGGUGCUUCCAUUCGAGUGGGUCGUGAGACGGAGAAAAAUGGCAGAGGUUACUUUGAGGACCGGAGGCCAGCUUCAAACAUGGAUCCAUAUGUUGUCACCUCCAUGAUCGCGGAGACCACCAUAAUCGGGAAACAAUGAACGGUGCAACAGUGCAAACCUGCUCUUCUCCUAGCUGUGGGACUGUCUUGUCAACAAUUUCAUGUUCUUAGUUGAAGUGUAAACUGCACCUGUUUAUUUGGCACUUAUGGUUGUGAUAAUCAGGGCACUCUGUUGGGGAAUCUUAUUGUUCCCUGUCUCUCGAUUCUACAACAUGGUCAAUAAUCUCACAAUAUUGUGAUUCUAUUGUCUUAUCAUCUUAA